Molecule: messenger RNA, 2329 nt
Organism: Mercurialis annua (annual mercury)
Lineage: Eukaryota; Viridiplantae; Streptophyta; Magnoliopsida; Malpighiales; Euphorbiaceae
Product: rhamnogalacturonan I rhamnosyltransferase 1-like
Exons: 8
Coding region: 324-1850 (508 amino acids)
Cellular component (GO): cytoplasm
Source: RefSeq, a predicted model, not a curated record
UUUGUAAUAAUAUUAAAAUAAAUCCGAUUCCCCUCUCUCUCUCCCCUCUCUCCGUUCAGGCCUCACACCGCCGGCGACAUUUUCAGGCGAAUUCCGAAAUUGAAAUCGGCGGUUAAUUUAAGAGAUCUUCGAGGAAUUUUGUUGCAAUUGUGAUAUUAUAUUGAAAUUCUUUUAUUGAGCAGUUUUUAAUAAUUAUUGUUGAUCUGGUGAUUUUUUUGGCAAUUUCCGGAUCUGGAAGAUUGAACCGGCGCCGUUGCGGAUCCUACAUUGCAGGAAAAAACAGAUAAAACGGAGGCGUAUUGAGAUUUGAAUGGGGAGAAAGAAUGUGCAGGAUAGAUAAGAGUGGGGGAGAAAUGGGAAUGGUGAAGGGAGUGGAGAAAGUGAAGGGUAGUAUAGGAAUAAUAAGUAGUAGGUCAAAAAUGAAGAUGUGGAUGAUAAGAGCAACGACAUCGGUUUUGUUAUGGACGUGUAUAGUACAAUUAACGACGAUCGGAGAGAUGUGGGGACCUAGGGUUUUGAAAGGAUGGCCGUCGUGUUUUUCUCAUGAUUCUUCUGCUGCUUCUGCUUUAGAAGAGAGUCAUUUUAAUAAUCUUCCGCCUAGAAUUUUGCCUCCUAAGAGGGUUUACAAGAACAAUGGAUACCUUAUGGUUUCGUGCAAUGGGGGUCUUAAUCAAAUGAGAGCAGCAAUUUGCGAUAUGGUUGCUAUUGCUAGAUAUUUGAAUGUCACACUUAUAGUUCCGGAGCUGGAUAAGACUUCCUUUUGGGCUGAUCCCAGCGAGUUCCAAGAUAUAUUUGAUGUGGAUCAUUUCAUCACAUCAUUGAGAGAUGAAGUUCGGAUAUUGAAAGAAUUGCCUCCCAGGCUGAAGCAGAGAGUGGAGUUAGGGAUGACUCAUACCAUGGCACCAAUUAGUUGGUCGGAUAUGUCUUAUUAUCAUAAACAGAUUCUUCCAUUGGUACAGAAAUACAAAGUUGUACAUCUGAAUAGGACUGAUGCUCGCCUUGCCAAUAAUCAUCAGCCAUUGGAUAUUCAGAAGUUGCGUUGCCGUGUAAAUUUUGGUGCUUUGAGGUUCACUUCUCAGAUAGAGGAGUUGGGGAAAAGAGUAAUAAAGCUUCUUAGGAAAAAUGGUCCAUUUUUAGUGCUCCAUCUUAGAUAUGAAAUGGAUAUGUUAGCGUUUUCUGGCUGUACCCAGGGUUGCAACAAUGAGGAAGUAGAAGAAUUAACUAGAAUGAGAUAUGCUUAUCCAUGGUGGAAAGAGAAAAUAAUAAAUUCCGACUUGAAAAGGAAAGAUGGCUUGUGCCCUUUGACACCAGAGGAAACAGCUCUUACAUUGAGGGCAUUGGACAUUGAUCCGAAUAUGCAGAUAUAUAUUGCGGCUGGUGAAAUUUAUGGUGGAGAUAAGAGAAUGGCAAGUCUUGCAUCAGCUUUUCCAAAACUGGUCAGAAAGGAAACUUUGUUGGAAUCAUCAGAUCUUAGUUUUUUUCAAAAUCAUUCAUCCCAGAUGGCAGCACUAGAUUAUCUUGUCUCGUUGGAGAGUGAUAUUUUUGUCCCCACAUAUGAUGGAAACAUGGCUAAAGUUGUUGAAGGUCACAGGAGAUUCCUUGGGUUCAAGAAGACAAUUUUACUGGACAGAAGGCAUUUGGUUGAUCUGAUAGACAGAUACACUAGUGGAUCCUGGAGUUGGGAAGAGUUUUCCGAUGCUGUAAAACAAGCACAUACAGAAAGAAUGGGGAACCCAAUCAAGAGAUUAGUGAUUCCGGACAGGCCAAAAGAAGAGGAUUAUUUCUAUUCAAACCCGGAAGAGUGCUUGCAGCUAUCAGAGGAUCCCUUGGAUUCUUUGAGUAGCACGUGACGGUUAUUUACGAGAUUGGGGAUAUUUUAUCAAAGUGUUCUACACAGCCUAGUUAUUUUACCACAGUUCAGGAUAGCUCUCUGCACAGGAGACACAUCGCUAAACAAACAGUUCAUGAUGAAAGUGGCAAAUCGUGAACAGAAAAACAGACGCGUUGAUGAAUUUGAAGCUUUCAAAGCUUCAGCUGAUCUUUGGAAUCAAUUGUCGAAUGCUAUGCUAUCAUCUUUCAGUAUAUGCCAAAUAAUUCAAUUCAUGUAUAGAAGAAGCUCUACCCUGCCAUUACAGGGUGAUGUUGAAUCAACAAAAUCGGGUUGUACACAGAUAUCCAAAUAUAGAUGUGGUCUAUCAGAAAUGUGACCUCAAGGGAAAGGUUAUACUCCUUUACCCUUCCAUUUUGUAAUUUCUUUUUUUGUUCGUUCGUUGAUCUUGUGAUUUAGCAAAUAUCAUAUUCUAAAAUUUAAAUUCAGCAUAUUUUGUUA